GACAGUUAGAGCUGGAUAGUUUACUCUGGUUGGGUGGCAGGCCGAGAGAGUUUUGUUCGUUUUGCACUUUGGCUGAUUGCCAUUUGAAAUACAUGCAGUAGCUGCAGCUUUCGGCUGGAAUGGAGAACAGCAGUGCCUCAGUACUCGGACUGUAUGGGUUCAUCACCGCGGUGCUUGGGGCAGCGGUAGCCAUCCACUUUCAGAAAUCGGAAGCCCGGUUGAAUUUAAACCCUUUCACCAAUCUGUCCUCGCUGCUGUUAUUUGCCGGAGGAUCCUUGCUUUACAUUUACCUACCGUUGUACGUGGGGCUUCUCCUUUUCGCCGUUUGCUGCUGUCUGGUUUAUCAAUCGAUUUGCUCCAAUGGAAUACUUUCUUCGGAUGGAAAAGCUGUCCUAAUCACUGGAUGUGACUCGGGCUUCGGUCACGCUUUGGCCAAGCGUCUACAUUCUCUUGGUUUCCAUGUGUUUGCAAUGGUACUUCAAGAAGAAGGAGAUGGUGCGCAAAAGCUCAAGUUGGUCCGUUCUAAUCGGCUAACAGUUAUUGAAAUGGAUGUUACAAAUCAUGCAAUGAUCCACAAAGUCCAAAAAGAAGUUGCAAAGCAGCUGGGUAACCAGGGACUCUUUGCUUUAGUUAAUAAUGCUGGCAUCAUAGCCAACAUUGGUGAUGCAGAAAUCAUCCCAACAGUUGCUUAUAAACGAUGCAUGGAAGUCAAUUUCCUUGGAACAGUCGAAGUUACUAAAACAUUUUUACCCCUGAUUCGUCAAGUGAAAGGAAGAAUUGUAAAUAUUUCUAGUCCCUCAGGAGAACUGCCAUUUGGAAGCAUGUCAGCAUACGGAACAUCCAAAGCAGCGCUGGAGUUUUUUUUAGACAUUUUGCGUCAAGAGAUGAAGGCCUGGGGAGUACAAAUAUCUAUCAUCCAACCUGGUGCCACCAAAACAGGUCAAAUUGGGAAUAUCGAAUUCUGGAAGCAACAACAUGAAAAGCUGAUGGAUGGCCUCUCUCCAGAGCUUCUACAUGACUACGGAGAAGAUUACUUUGCUGAAAUACAGCAAAGGAUGAUGAGAAUUGGUCCACUUUUCCGACAGCAUGUAGGCCCAGUAAUCGACACAAUUGUCACUGCUUUGUUAGUGCAAAACCCAAAGCCUAGAUACACCACUGAGUUUGUGAUCGAUGUGCUAAAAACCCUUUACUACUUUCUGCCUUCUUUGGUCAGUGAUACUAUUCUUAAUCAGGUUUUUAUUGCACACAAACUCGUACCAAAAGGUGUAAAAAAAGGGUAAUGUCGGCCAAUAUGAUUCCUAAUAGAACUUGUGGCCUGCAUAUUGUAUGUAAUGCUUUCAAGUUGUUAAAUUUGUAUUUUGUCAUUUUACCGGUGACAUUCAGUAAGUUAGUUCGAUGUUACGCUGAAUAUUAAUGUAAAAUGCAAGUAACUUUGUACCAAAUGAAAGUGGAAAAUAAAUUGAUAUGUGCUAGCAGUGAACAGUGAUGCUUCAUAAAAAGCAAUUUGAGGACAAUGGUACUGAUUCUGUGUGUGAUGAAAAGGAUAAGGUAAUCUGGUAGCACAUGUUCCUCAUUGCUGUUUCUGGGGAAUCCUUCACUCUUGGAGCAAAAAAACACAAUGAAGCGGAGACCCAUUAUCUCAGGUCUCUGUUCACACUGGGCUAGGAUGAUCUAGGAACUCCUGAGGUUGUGGCAUUGGGCUUGGGUCGGAAGCAGACACAUGAUAAUGGUUUUGAGGUGGAACAGGGUCUUUGCAGCCUUCCACCUCAUUUUUUCAUCAACUAAUUUUCGGGCGCCACAGUAAAUGGAUGCUGAAAGAUAGUGGGGUUUGAACUGGGUCUUUAGGGUAACCCAAAGAUGCAAGUGGAUAAAUAAAUCUGUUCUGGCAAGAUACUUUGGAUCUUGCAGUGCACUCUAGCUGGCAGGUGUCCUAGGGCACUUGGUUUCCAGUCACAGCCUGUCAGCUUGAUACAAAGGAGUCUUGGUCCUCAAACCAGAUUGGGUCUCCCUCUGGGACUACCAGGCAGCUGGAAUUCUGCUGGCUAACUCCCCUGAUACUGCUGUGGGGGAAAAUCAACCCCAUAACUGCUGCAAAACUAUUAGGACGAGGCCAGAAAGUCUAAACCACAGAUUCACAUUUCAUUAUGCUCGUGGGUGUAUUUUGUGUGGGAUUUAGCAUGAAAAUUAACUUUCAUUUCUCUUUUGACUUUCCUCAGUAUUGAUUGUCCUGCACCGUGAGUCUUGACCUUUUCAUCUUGGUUUCCCACUAAAAAUAAACAGUAAUAUAUAUUA
Messenger RNA from Carcharodon carcharias (great white shark), 2292 nucleotides. Its product is annotated as 17-beta-hydroxysteroid dehydrogenase type 2-like. The transcript has 5 exons. The record is from RefSeq and is a predicted model, not a curated record. Gene Ontology annotation, molecular function: oxidoreductase activity. Lineage: Eukaryota; Metazoa; Chordata; Chondrichthyes; Lamniformes; Lamnidae. The coding region runs from base 120 to 1280 and encodes 386 amino acids.